UUUUUUGAAGUAAAAUAAUUAAAAAUUUACAAAUGGCUUCUAAAAUCAAAGAAAAAAGGAUCAAUUCUGAACUUACAAUGUUAGAUAAGCUCCCUGAAGGGUACCUCACUCAGUACAAGGAACUUCAAGGUGGUGGUAUAAGAGUAGAUCUAGCAAUUGAAAGGACUUUAAUCCAGUCAGAACUACUACCAGACAACAUAGAGAGUUUCAAUUUCAGCAUUAUAUGCGAUAGUGAAUUUCCCUUUAAAGGACCGCAAGUUCAGUGAAAUUCAAAUUUUCUACAAAUGAGUAUCUGAGACCAAAGGGACUUAUUCAUAAAUAUCUGAAGGACAAGAUGGGCUCCUUCGAAUACUUUAUAUGAGAUUUCCAAACUGAUCCCUGAGUUUAUCUCAGAUGCACUAAUCAGUGAGGCCUCCGACCAGAGAAAAUUCUUAGGUAAGUUCAACCUUGGAGAACCUUACUAUGUUGGCGACUAUUACGGUAACUUUGAUGUCUGGAAAUUCAAAGAUAAGCAUAAUAUGUUCAUUGAUUACACUAAAUCCAGACACAGGAGUCAUAAACCAAGAAGAAGCCAGUCACGAUAUUUAAUAGUGACGGAUACUGGUCUCAUGGUCUGAGAGCCAACUGUUGAAGAUAAAGACAUUGCUAUCUGUAGAGGCUGGAAUACACUUUAUAGACUACAUAAAGUGCGCAGAGAAAAAGAUAACCCCAAAGUCAUCAGCUUUGUCUGGGAUGAUGACAUGAUGAUGGAAUGGACCCUUACUUUUGAAGAUCCUGACCAAUUUAUAAACAAUAUCUGCUUCAGGAUGGAAACACUUGGAUGAAAAUAUGAAAGGAAAGAAUAUAUCAAAAAGAUGAUCCUUGAAAAAGAUGUCUCUAAGGCAGGAUUCCUUGAAAAUAUUGACUUCAAAUCAAGAGAAUGUCUAGACUUGAUAGCAAUCUACGAGGAUCUUGUGAACACUGAACUCACAAUUGAGAACAUUAAUUCGUUGACUUCACUCUACCAAAAGGCUAUAGAGUAUUUCUCAGCACAGGAUUCAUCAAGAUAUGAAGACUUCCUUAAUAGAAACAGAAAUCUACUCCAGAGAGAGGAUGUUCAGACUAUCCUAAUGAGUCUAGAAGUGGAACCCCAGCCAGAAGAAGGCAAAGAAGAAAGAAAGGAAACAGCUCAUCCUGAGAGCAUAAAUCCUACAUUCGACCAUCAACAACAAGAAUCUCCCAAAGAAGAUUCCCAUUUUAUCAUCGGUAGUGAGGGCUCAGAGAGCGAGAAAGCUAUCCCAGAAGUUGACAUAAAUCCAGUGCCAAUUCAUGAAGGAGUUGAAAAACUUGAAAACGAAGAUUUAGAACAUCCCAAAGAGAUAGAUCCUUCUAUAAAUUCUGUAAAACAGCUUGAUAAAGCCCGUACUGAGGAGAGUAAGAACAUUAAGCCUGAAGAGAAGCUAAACAAACUUUCUGAAGAUUUUGAUAUUGCAUCAGAAGACAAACUUGUAAACAAGUUCAAUCAAAUGUAUCUUGAUGAAAAUAAUAAAUCUGAUGAAAAAGGAAAUGAAGAAGAUGAGAAUUCAGCAGAAGAACUAAUGGAUUCCUCCAACCCUGAGGUGCAAGAAAAUGAGUCUAAUUUAAGAGAAAAGUCUAAUGAAGAGGUUAACCCUCCUGAAGAAGCCUCGGCUGAAGAUCCCUUUAGGAUAGGUGAAGAGUAACCCUGAGAUUUUCAAUGA
This is a messenger RNA of Moneuplotes crassus, 1718 nucleotides long. The record is from the annotation of a GenBank genome assembly. Lineage: Eukaryota; Ciliophora; Spirotrichea; Euplotida; Euplotidae.